AUGGAUAAGAAUAGCAUACACAAGUCAACAUCAGCGCUUAUUGUACUACAACAUUACGCUGGCCUGGUGAUAGUCUGUCAUGGCUUCUCCAUGUUGGAGAAGCCGGAUGGGAAACCAGGGUACCAGACUCCUCCAAAAGCCUCAGGUUUAGCCAUGUGUGUUUUGGCUCGACUUUAUCUCGCUGAAAUACGAACCACUCGCCCAAUAUAUGCCGCCGAAGCGUGGCAAAAAGAAAACCUGCAGCAACAGAUGCGAGACUUCACCAACUACUUUGUUCGGCCUCUUGGCGCGUUGAUCGCUCUCAUGUCGUUUGUCAGCAACUCGCUUGUAAUCAUCACUGUAGCACGAAAGAAAUCGCUUCAGCAGCCUUCAAUGUUGAUGCUGAGCAGCUUGGCCGUCACUGAUUUGUUAUAUUCAUUACAGUCUCUUUUUAGAAAUAUCAAAACUUUAGCACAUGAGCAUAUGUGCCUAAACUCUGUCGAGGUACCUGUGAUGUCGCUGCUGUGCGUCCUUGCCACUCUUGCUAACGUGGCAUUGAUCAGCAGAGAUCGUUACUUGGCAAUCAGAAAGCCCUGGUCGUAUCGUCAUCACGUGACUAAGCUACGUGCUAUGAGGAUGAUAUGUGUAGCCUGGUUAAUCAGCAUAAUGAUUGCGCUUCUAACUUACUUAAGAAGCAAGUUUCAAUUCGAGUUUAUUCCCAGAGGUGUAAUCAUUUCUUCUGUGUUUUAUUUCGUUUGCUUCUUCGUUAUUGGACUUUCUUAUCUCGGCAUAGUGUUAAAGAAAAAUCAGCCUAGAGAUGCAUUUCAAGUGAAUGGUGUUUUAGAAAGAGAAAAGCGAUUGGCCAACACUGUUGGGUUAAUCCUAUUGGUAUUGUUUAUAACAUUUCUACCAGGUCUCAUUUCACCUUUGGCAUUGCACUUAGUAGGCAUAAGAUAUGUUAGUGCUUUUGAACCGUUUUACACCCUCCUUCUCCUACUCAAUGGAUUUCUUAACCCAUUGGUGAAUUUCGGUCGAAGUAAAGACAUGCGGAGAGGGCUAAGCGAGUUGUUCAACUGCUCCCGGGACGUGCAGCCCUUCGUCGCGUCUAACAACCUUUCUCAGGGUGCAACUGUACCCGAAUCCACUAUUACCCAAUUGAAAUCGAGGGCGGAUUAUGCCAUUGUUUUAGUUGAAUUCUGA
Messenger RNA from Orbicella faveolata, 1179 nucleotides. Its product is annotated as melanocortin receptor 5-like. Gene Ontology annotation, molecular function: G protein-coupled receptor activity. Gene Ontology annotation, biological process: G protein-coupled receptor signaling pathway. Gene Ontology annotation, cellular component: membrane. NCBI's taxonomy places the organism in Eukaryota, Metazoa, Cnidaria, Anthozoa, Scleractinia, Merulinidae. The record is from RefSeq and is a predicted model, not a curated record.